AGGCCGCCCUCGAGACCGACACCUGGGAGGUGGACAAGUGCCUCAUCGCGAGGAGGUACUGCGGCUGGCCGCACAGGGAGAAGCGCGGCACCGAAGGGAUGUUCUGGAUCGACAUCGUGGCCACGGCGCCGUCCUGGCUUCAGAGGCUGUCGCUCGUGAGCAGGGGGGAGGCCUCGAAGCUGCUGCGGGCCAUCCGCCUCACGAGGGUGGCGCGCUUCGCAAACGUGGGCGUCAGGCUCGAGGAGGUCAUGAGCAUGAACGGGCUCAACCUCCACAUCCUCGAGGUGUUGAAGACCCUGGUCUGGUGCUUUCUGACCUUCCACUGGAUGGCGUGCGUGUGGGUCGCGUGCCAGGAGGACGUCGACGCCCCGUCGGAGGACGAGUGUCUGACGCUCGACCCAAGCGUGUGCCACUACGCGCUGGCGGUGUACUGGGCGGUCGUGACGAUGACCGGCACGGGCUACGGUGACAAGGUGGCUGGCGACGUGUUCAGCUACAUCACCUGCAGCCAUUUUUCGUUCCCCUGCUCAUGUUCCUGUCGGCCUUCCUGUGGGCCUGGGUCACCGGAGUCAUGAUCUCCGUCAUCACGGAGCUCACCAGG
Prorocentrum cordatum is the source of this 601-nucleotide messenger RNA. The record is from the annotation of a GenBank genome assembly. NCBI's taxonomy places the organism in Eukaryota, Dinophyceae, Prorocentrales, Prorocentraceae.